AUGGAGAAAAUAACUGAGAAGCUGUUACUGGAGAAAAGCUCUCCAACAACCAGCAAACUGGAGGAAAUCAAGACACUGAAUCUGUCUCGUCUGGGUCUGAACACCAAGGAUUUACCGCUCAGGCUGCUGUCUCGUCUUCAGUCCCUGCAGCGCUUGGAUCUGUCUGGGAACAGACUGCAGGAGUUCGUCAGGAACGUCGAGCUUCCCGCGCUCCGCUUCCUGGACCUCAGCGACAACCAGAUGGAAGACGUCACCACGCUGGAGUCUCUCAGCGGGCUGGAGGAGCUGAAGAUGGACGACAACCUUUAUAUCACUGUGAGUGAUAACUACAAGCUGAUGGUUUUGUUGCCUAAUCUGAGGAUGUACAACGGUAAAGAUGUCAGCACGACGGCCAACCACCUGCGCUACGUCUACAGCGAGAACCUGCAGACACGGAUCACUGCACUCUGGGAGAAGAGCUUCAGCCUCCCGGAUCCAAUCACAGCGCAGGAAAUGUCCGCUCUGGAGGCGAAGUUCGUCAGCGCCGCUCGCCAGCAGGUUAAAUAUGGACCCAACUCAGUCAGUGACUUCACCAAAUGGAGGGUGGGAAUCAUGGCGAAGGAGUAUCUGCGCUCGCUGACGGAAGAGAAGGAUGAAGUGGAGAGCGAGGAGUCUGCUGACGCUAAAGAGAAUCAGGAAGUCUCAACGCCUGCCAAAAGGAAGCAGAGUAUUUUAGUAAUGGACGCCGACGUAAACAUCACACCUCGCAAAAAACUCUGUGUAGACUUCCCGGCCUCCUUGGUUGAAGAGAGUCCCAGUAAAUCAAGCCCCCGCCUCAAACUCCAGCCUGUAAAAGAGACUAUCGGCGUCAGGAUGAGCCCCCGAAAGAGAGAUCAGCCUCCCGUAACCCCGGCGACUCCCACCAGGGGGCAGAAGAGGGCCGAGCCGCCAGCGAGAGGCUCGAAAACGCGGCAGACGAAAGAAGAAGACGGAGCUCAGGAAGUUAAAACACCUGGCAGGAGUAAGCGAGCCGUAGUCGUCAUGGAAACCAAACCGGUGCGUCUGAAUCCUCUCCACGUGCUGCAGUGUCACAGCAAACAGGACAGCUCAGACGAUUUCUCCACGCAGCUUUGGGCCUGCGCUUUCCAGCCGCUGCCCGACAGCACCGGAAGUGGAGGAGGAAGCCGCUUGGUUGCAACCUGUGGUGGAGACUCUCUCUGUGUGAUCGACUGUGAAGCAGGGAUGGUGAUGAAGAAGUACAAAGUUCCUGGAGAGGAGUUUUUCUCUCUGGCCUGGUCGACUGUGUUGAUGUCCAGGACGGGCGGAGCGUCGUCGUCGGCUCAGCACUGCAGCAUCCUGGCUGCAGGAGGGAAGAGAGGACUCGUCAAACUGAUCCAUCCCAGAAACAACGUGGCCUACGGAGAGUUCAGAGCCAGCCGUAAAGCGCUGUCCGUCCUCCGCUUCAACCAACAGCAAGCCAACUUCCUCUACACCGGAUCAUAUGAUAAUAAGAUAGUGAUGUGGGACAUCGGUGGAGUGGACAGUCAGUACAACUACAAAGUUGUCCAGCUGUUGGUGUUGGACGUCAGCGCUACUCCUCUGCACAUCUGCCUUCCUCCGUCUUCCCCUAAAACUCAGCUGCUGACGGCCUGUGAGGACGGCCUGUACUGCUUCAACACUCAGCUGGGAACCAACAACACCACCAAGAGGUGUAAAGAAAUGGAGAUAACGUUCCCCAUCUAUAAGAAGGAAGACAAAGAUAACGACUAUCACACCGUCGACGGCUUGAGUUUCCUUACUGAUGACAUCGUUGCCUCUAAGAACUACAUGAACUCAUCUAUUUACCUGUGGAGCUGGAGCAGGACGAAGGCUCAGCGGCCCGAUAAGAAGAGCAGAGAGGUCUGUGCCGUGCUCCUCGCUGAGCUGCAGUGGACCAACACUGAGAUCCCUUACCUGGCUCUCAACACCUGUCCUGGCCGAGCGUACAUCGUGUGUGGUGAUGAUAAAGGCAGACUGUGGACGUAUCAUGUUAAUAAUCUCCAGAAGGAGCGAUUCCAGACCGGCAAACCCAUCGCUCCCACCGAGGUGUUGGAGUGGCCGACCCCGGUGAGGAAGGGCGUAGGUGAGGUGGACGGUCCCUCCAUCAACAGCGUCGCUAUGGACCCUGAGCUCCAGUACUUGGUUGCCCUUAGCGACAAGAACAUGGUGAUGGUGUGGAAGACAGCAGCAGCAGCGUCGUCCUGAGCAACAGACACAAAGAUCCUUAGUUGUGUUUCAUACUGGAGAAAAACUGUUAAAUGUACCAAAUGUUGGUAUUUGUGAGGUGAAGAUCCAGACAGGAAGUCU
Messenger RNA from Scomber japonicus (chub mackerel), 2325 nucleotides. It is a transcript of the gene lrwd1, whose product is annotated as leucine-rich repeats and WD repeat domain containing 1. Lineage: Eukaryota; Metazoa; Chordata; Actinopteri; Scombriformes; Scombridae. The record is from RefSeq and is a predicted model, not a curated record. Gene Ontology annotation, biological process: establishment of protein localization to chromatin; chromatin organization. Gene Ontology annotation, cellular component: nuclear origin of replication recognition complex. The transcript is spliced from 15 exons. The coding region runs from base 1 to 2223 and encodes 740 amino acids. Gene Ontology annotation, molecular function: protein binding; chromatin binding.